GUUUGCCAGCCACUAAAAUCAAGAAGAAGAAGUAAUCACGUGAUUAUGUUUUUUUAAUCUCCCUUUCCAGAUACCGAGGGUUAUGUUUUUGUUUUAAAGUCGUUCAAAGUCAUCUCCCUGCAGUCGUCGAGCGGUCGCGAUACCUCGAUAGCUGCCAUGGCCGAUGAUUUGAAACGAUAUCUUUACAAACAGCUGCAAAGCAUCGAAGGUCUUCAUGCUAUUGUGGUCACUGAUAGGGAUGGUGUCCCGGUUAUUAAAGUUGCCAAUGACAAUGCCCCAGUUCAUGCUUUGAGACCUGGCUUCCUGUCUACGUUUGCUCUGGCCACUGAUCAGGGCAGCAAACUGGGCCUUUCUAAGAACAAGAGCAUCAUCUGCUAUUAUAAUGCCUACCAGAUUGUGCAGUUCAAUCGGCUACCACUGGUCAUCAGCUUCAUUGCCGGCAACACUGCCAACACAGGUCUCAUAAUGAGCCUGGAGAAAGAGCUGGCUUCACUAAUAGAGGAGCUGAGGCAGGUGGUGGAAGUGACUUAAAGCUGUGACAUAUCAGCUGCACAGUCACAUGAUCUGGAUCACACCCUGCUCACCUUCAUGCUCUCAGUACUUCUGCAUUCAUGUCUUUAACAGAUCUGACUAAAUUUAAGACCUGUGCAUAUCUUGCUGUGUUUUUCUGUACACCUUUGUGCCAUUAACGGAUAUUUCUUGUAGAAUUUCUUGUCUGAUUAAAUCUGUAAUUAUAAGCAAUUAAAAA
Oreochromis aureus is the source of this 748-nucleotide messenger RNA. RefSeq names its product late endosomal/lysosomal adaptor, MAPK and MTOR activator 3 (gene lamtor3). The transcript has 7 exons. The record is from RefSeq and is a predicted model, not a curated record. Bases 157 to 531 code for a protein of 124 amino acids. Gene Ontology annotation, cellular component: Ragulator complex. Lineage: Eukaryota; Metazoa; Chordata; Actinopteri; Cichliformes; Cichlidae. Gene Ontology annotation, biological process: positive regulation of TOR signaling; cellular response to amino acid stimulus.